Lachnellula hyalina is the source of this 1458-nucleotide messenger RNA. RefSeq names its product SNF1 protein kinase subunit beta-3 (gene GAL83). NCBI's taxonomy places the organism in Eukaryota, Fungi, Ascomycota, Leotiomycetes, Helotiales, Lachnaceae. The record is from RefSeq and is a predicted model, not a curated record. Bases 1 to 1458 code for a protein of 485 amino acids. Gene Ontology annotation, biological process: signal transduction. Gene Ontology annotation, molecular function: protein kinase binding. The transcript has 3 exons. Gene Ontology annotation, cellular component: cytoplasm; nucleus; nucleotide-activated protein kinase complex.
AUGGGCAAUACCGCCUCUGCACAUGCCCGAACACACGCGAGCCCACACUCCGGCUCCGCUUCCCCGUCAUCAAGCCAUGAGCCCUCGAGAGCACCUUCCACGCGGAGGGUCCUUCCAGCAAGGUCAGCAGCUGCUCCUGAAGCUUCCUACUCCCAAGCCCGUGGUACAACUACGACUGCGACUGGCACUGGCACUGCAACACAUCGCACACGACGACCUUCGCAGGCCCAAUCCAUCCCGGCAGCACAUCUCAAUACCGGUAGCCCGGCCUCAAGUAGCCCUUCAUAUCACGGCAGCGCGCCGAAGACGCAGUUGGAAGCGCGGCAGUCGCGAGAAGAGCCAAGGCCUGACUUUCGGGACGAGCCCAGCAAGCCAGUCGAUGUCCCUCUUCCGCCGAUAAAUACGGAAUCAUCCUCUGCCUCCCGAUCGUACUCCCAGUCCAUCGAACCAUCCGGGCCUCUGGCCACACAAGAUAUGUCGUAUCACCUCACGCGCCCUCCAAGACUGCCACUUCCCAUUGAAGAAGAGGUCCACACGCCAGGUUCUCCAAUCAUUGCACCGACGGAUAUUGAGCCCGCCCCUGUACUUGACCUAGAAACGCUCGAUGGAAGCGAUACUCUUCCUCGACGCUCUUCUGCACUCAGCAAUACUACGAUCGAUGAGGAAGAUGCGGAAGAACUACGGGUGGAUAAGACAAAGGCCACAGUGCCCACCAUUUUCGAAUGGCAAGAGGGGAAGGGGGGAGAAAAAGUAUAUGUGACUGGUACUAUUUUUCAAUGGAACAAGAAGCAUAGGCUCCAUCCAGUGUACGCAAGGGACGGUAACCCAACGCUCUUGAGAGCCGUUAUCCAUGUUCGUCCAGGAACACACCAUAUUAGAUUCAUUGUUGAUGGAAUAAUGCAAUGUUCCAAAAACCUCCCAACUACCGUUGAUUUCGGCAACAAUUUGGUCAACUAUAUCGAAGUCAGUGCUGAUGACAUCCCCAAGCCACCACCUGCACCUGCAGAUCCAUCUAUUGUACCUAGCACUGCUGCUGGCAGCCAACCACAGGAUCCACCCGAAAGCAGUGAGAACAAGCCGUCAGAAGAAGAUAGAAGGACUCCAAAGCCUCCAAAGACCAAGCCUGUUCUUCCUCCUGGACGCUAUUCCUCACAAGUUCCGCAAUAUCUUCUUGACCUCGAUAAAGCGGAAGACUCUGCAGCGUACCAGCACGCUGCGGCCGCAAUUGAGAAGCUCCCAACGCCUCCUAGUCUUCCUGGUUUCUUAGGCAAGCCGAUCUUGAACGCGGCAACACCUAUGAAGGAUGAUAAUAGUGUGUUGACCAUGCCAAAUCACACUGUCUUGAACCAUCUGGCUACAAGCAGCAUCAAGAAUAACAUACUCGCCGUAUCGGCUACGACUAGAUAUAAGAGAAAGUACGUCACGACUAUUAUGUAUAAACCCACCGGGGAUGAGUGA